AUGGCGCACAGUAACCCAUCCAACAUGCUCAACCCUGAUGCCCCCGCGUUCUCCCCAAGCUCUAUUCCGUCACAGCAAGCCUCUGAUCAACAUCAAUAUCGCUUUCAGGUGCUUCAGGAACCAUACAUAUAUGAAGGUACCUCGUACUAUACCAAUCCACCGCAAAUACUGCUGCCAACACCAUCUCUACAACAAUCAUCUCAACAACCUCCAUCUCAACCACUGCCAUCACAGCCACUACCAUCGCAAGCCCAUGGUUGUCACAAUAGUAGCAGUAGUAGCGGCAGCAACCACAGCAAUAGUAACGGCAACGGUUAUAGCAGUAACGGUUACAGCAGCGGCUACAAUAGUCCCUCCCAAAUCGGCUCCACCACUCUCCAUAACAACCUUUACGCCCACUUCACCACUACCAACCGCACUGUCCCCUUUCACGAUUCUCAAACCAUUACCCUCUCCUCAAAUGGCCACCACUACUUCCCCUUUCACAACCACUAUAACUACAAAAACAACCACUACAGCAACAAUUCCCCCUCGUAUAACCCGUAUCCCGUCAACUACUCAAACUUCGGCCCCUUUUCCACUCCGACGAAACAAGUCGGGGGCGUCAACAACGGCUUCCGCAACCAACACAAUACCACCAAUGGACAUGGUGGCAUCUGGCAGCAGCAACCGAACAAUGACAGGGGGAAAAAGAGCAAGAAGAACAAGAGGAAGAAGCAUGGCAAGGGCUGGGGCAAGAAGAAUGAUGAGGCCAAUGGUGAUGAGCUUGACACCGACAAGACCAAUGGAGAUGGUGCUGGCGGAAAUCAUGCCAAUGGAGCUGAGGCAAACGGUGGUGAGACCAAUGGCGGCGAGACCAAUGAUAACGGUACUCUUGACGGUGAUACGUCCAACGGAUGUGACGGGAAGUCUGAGGAAGAAGAGACCUGA
Bipolaris oryzae ATCC 44560 is the source of this 930-nucleotide messenger RNA. RefSeq lists its product as uncharacterized. The coding region runs from base 1 to 930 and encodes 309 amino acids. NCBI's taxonomy places the organism in Eukaryota, Fungi, Ascomycota, Dothideomycetes, Pleosporales, Pleosporaceae. The record is from RefSeq and is a predicted model, not a curated record. The transcript has a single exon.